AUGGAGAACAUACGCACUUCCUUCUACUCCGAUGCAUCGCCUGCCUCUCUCAUUGCACAGCCCUUCACUCCAACUGGCAUGCCACUCGUUAGCCAGCCACACGGCCAACAGACGAUAGGCACAGAGGACGUGAGCAGGCUUUUCGAGGCCUACGAGGGCACUCUCAGUCCAAACUCUACCAUGGGAGCUACGUACAGCCAGCUAUCUGAAUACUGCCAAAGUUGGGCAUACCAGCCUUUCGAUGCAUCGAGCCACGAGGCCGGUGCCGGUGAAUGGACUCCGAAUACUCUUUACGCUUCGUACAGACUCUCAUCUUCCCUCCACCCCUUCGCCUCUGUGAGCACCGUGGACGAAACCCCAAAACCUCGCAAAUCCCCAUCAUCAGUCAUCAUCUACGAGGGCGCAUCCGGCCGGCCCUCUAUCGUUAGCAUACCAUCCCCUCGACCACCCAAGCCUAACCACAAGGCCAAGACAAGAUCUACCAUAAAGCCGACCAAGUAUGUCCCAAAAGGCACCGCGAAGCAGCUCCCCCUCUCGAGUCUGGGGCCCCGUAAAGUUGCACGCCACGGUCCUCCUCCUCCACCUCCUGCACUCAUCGCCAAGGACUACCGGAUCAACGACGAAGCCGACGAAGACGACGACGGCGACGACGACGACGUUAGUAAUGAUGACGAAAACGACAGUGAAAAAUUCGGCAUCGAGCGCCAGCGGGCCCGUAACCGCCUCGCCACAUCCAGGUGCCGUGCCAAGGCCAAGGCCGCGCACUCGAAGCUCGAGGAGCACUCACGGGCCGCGGCCGAGCACCACGACGGCCUCGUCGCCUCGGUCGCGCAGCUCAGGGACCAGGUGCUCGAUCUCAAGAGCGAGCUGCUGCGGCAUGUCGACUGUGGCUGCCCCCUGAUUCAGGCCUACAUAAAGAAUGCCGCCCGGCACCUUGGCGAGGGUAUCCCAGGCCCCGUCGCCAUGCCGCCGGGCAUGCCACGGAUAGGUCUAGCAGAGCUGGAACACGAUCACAUCCGCGGCGACGACUAG
Thyridium curvatum is the source of this 1032-nucleotide messenger RNA. RefSeq lists its product as uncharacterized. NCBI's taxonomy places the organism in Eukaryota, Fungi, Ascomycota, Sordariomycetes, Thyridiales, Thyridiaceae. The record is from RefSeq and is a predicted model, not a curated record. The coding region runs from base 1 to 1032 and encodes 343 amino acids. Gene Ontology annotation, molecular function: DNA-binding transcription factor activity, RNA polymerase II-specific; RNA polymerase II cis-regulatory region sequence-specific DNA binding. The transcript has a single exon. Gene Ontology annotation, biological process: regulation of transcription by RNA polymerase II. Gene Ontology annotation, cellular component: transcription regulator complex.